CCCAUUUUUGUAGCUAUCAAAGGACACGGCUAAGGCUGACUCAAUCUCUCCGAAAAAUGAAGUUCUUGAUAUUCGCCUAUCUGCUGAGCGUUGUCUGGAGUCGGAAACCCGAUGGAUGCGGGAGGCCCUCGAUCCCACCUUUCAUCGAGCCCGAAGACCGCAUUUAUGGCGGUAGGGUUGCUGUGCCGGGAAGCUGGCCUUGGCAAGCGCAGUUGCAACUUCAAGGACGCUUUCAUGUUUGCGGCGGUUCCCUGAUCAGCGAUCAGCACGUUUUGACUGCUGCACACUGCGUCUGGGGAACGCGGCCGGCAAACUUGAAGAUUCACCUCGGUUCACACCGGCGCCAAAGACGAGAACCAGCGGAGCUUGUUGUAGGCGUCCAUGAAAUUUGCAUCCAUCCUGCUGCUCGUACCAGUCUCCAACCGGGUUUAAUGCAGGACAUCGCGAUCAUCAAGUUGAAGAGCAAGGUGAAUACGACGACGACUAUACAGCCAGUGUGCUUGCCCGGAAACAACGAAGAACUGUCCAAAACAUCGAAGGUGUUCGUUCUCGGUUGGGGAGCAACAGAACGUAGCCACGGUUCAGCAGAACUGAAACAAACUAGGGUGCAGUACUUGUCAAACCGAGAUUGCAGAGCAAGAGGAGUAAGAGUAAUUUCACAAAUAUUCUGUGGAGGUCAUAUCCAUGGCAGCGCCUGCAGGGGCGACAGUGGUGGACCUGUUGUGCACCAAAACGACGGCGUGUGGUCGCAACACGGCAUCGUCAGUGGAGGCCCUCUUGGCUGUGGAUGGUCCUACGCACCGCAGCUUUUUGUCAAAGUGUCAUCCUACGUUGACAACUUCAUUGCACCUUACAUAGAUCCCAAAACAAGUCGCGAGAAAAUUCGGAGUAUAUGCAGACUAGUUAGUUCGUAAGAUGCCGUGAAACACCAAAUGGACCGCAAUAGUGUACUUUUUUUUUACCUAAUGGAAAAUUGACCUUUAUGCUGAUUUAUGCAACACAAUAGAUGGGCGAUUGUGUAGCAUACGCGCAAUGGCCUACGAAAUUAACUUUUUGUGUAGGUCACGUGAUGUUAACUUUUCUGCUCAACUUAGAAAAUAAAAUACAUUGUACAGUCAACGUGACAUAAGGUUACGCGACGUCAGUUUCCCUGCUAAGUUUAGCGGGGAAGCUGAAUUCGUGUGUAGGUCACGGGCAGACCUGGGCUUGUUACUUGAAAAAUGUAAUUGAUCACAAUUACGAAUUACCGAGCCUCAACUGUAAUUAAGGCCGAAAAGUAACAAAUUACUUUACUCGAUACUAUACAAAUUACUUUCACGUUACUGUUUUGUACACUAAUCCAGAAAACGGUAGAAACUAUUUUGAUUUUUUUUUUUCAAAGAUGUUCUGCAACACUAGUUUUCAGUUCUUAUACGCU
Molecule: messenger RNA, 1417 nt
Organism: Ixodes scapularis (black-legged tick)
Lineage: Eukaryota; Metazoa; Arthropoda; Arachnida; Ixodida; Ixodidae
Product: chymotrypsin-like protease CTRL-1
Exons: 6
Coding region: 57-914 (285 amino acids)
Biological process (GO): proteolysis
Molecular function (GO): serine-type endopeptidase activity
Source: RefSeq, a predicted model, not a curated record